AUGGUGAAAUCGCCAUCUCCAAGCAUACCGUUGCCUAUGGUAGGCGGUCAUCCCUUUCCCGCCAACGGAAUGCGACCACCUCCAUCGCCCAGUUAUGGAUCAACUGCGUAUAGUUUCAAGUUGCAGGUCCCUCCUCGCCUUAGUCCUGCUGAACAGCUUGCUUCCCCUCCAGCAACCAACUCGUGCGGUGAUCAAUCGGCGCGCCACCAAUCACAUAAUCCUUUCCCUCAUCCCUCAACCUCCGACGUCCAUCAUACAUCCUCGAGGGUUGGUCGCGCCCCUUCCAGACCCCAGAGAGACUAUCAUCCGAGACGCCAGUUUGAAACGGAGAUCCUUGACUUGGCUUUACGCGACAGUCGGAACCCAAGGACUCGGACCAAGGCACCUUCGUCGGCCCACCACAAUAAAAACACCCACCCCCACCACCAGGAACAUACCCACAGGCAUACACCCUCGUGUUCAAGAUCCUACAGACCUUGCCACGACAUCGACCACCAGAUUAAGGAUCCGGUGCCUAUGUAUGGUGUGGCUCUGGUAGACGACAGAGGCGGUGUUGAAUUCUUAGCCACUGACAGGAUGGACGACUGGCUGGCGGGUGUCGAGAACGAAGACUUCAUCAUCUAUGAGGACCCUCAGGAACACGGACUAAAACAAAACGACACGGAAAUGGGCGGGGCCGAGCCCCAGGCCGACGAGUCUGGGCUGGCGCCCACUGUGGUUCGCUAUGCCAUGAUGGACCUAGAAGACGGCGACGAUUCAGACAAGGAGAACCAAAACGACGCCCCGAAAUACCGCCGGAUUCGCAAGCCCACCCCUCACAAGCCUGCUGCCCUAAUGGAGAUCAAACUGAACCAGGUCGAGACCGAAAUUGUUAAAGAUGAGGAUGCGAAGACCAUCUGGCCGGGUGUGGAGGACUCCAUGCUUAGUAUUCCCAAGCGGAAAAGCAUCAAGCGUCAAGUUGACUCGAAUGCCGACACAUUGGAGCGGCCUGCUUCCAAGCGCAGCAAGCUUACCAGCACUCUCAAGCGUGGCUUGUCGAAGAUGAGCUUGAGGAGCAUCAGAAGCAGCCGUGCUUCUAAGCGACCAGGUACUCCUGCCGGGUCUGUCGGCACUCGAGAGGUGUUCAGCCGACUGAGCUCUUUCUCGUGGGUGCCUGGCUCCGAGAAGCUGCGCUCUGCGUCAGGCUCUUCUGGACCGGAGAGGAAGAUCAAGAUUUGUGUGGUCGGUGAUGCUGAUGCGGGCAAGACGGCUCUAGUCAACCGCCUCGUCUCUGGAGAUUUCGGGGAGGAAAAGAAAUCUAACGACGCUCCUCAGCACUCGCCGAUUACCGAGCAGCAGAUCCCAACUGCUCCCUCAUCGCAUACCACGGAUUAUCGCAGUUUCUCCAUUAUUGCUGACGACGGAAAGCUCGUCACUAUCGAGCUCUGGGACUUCCCAGGCAACAUUGCUAACGAGCGGACCACCCAGCUGACGUCCAACUUCUUCCAAGCUGCCAUCAUCUGCUAUAGCAUCGAGGAUGUUAAGAAUCUUCCCGCCAUUUGUGAUACGUGGAAACCCAAACUGGACCGCUCCCUCAUCGACUGUCCUCGCUUCCUUCUCGGCCUCAAGAAGGAUCUCCGCCCAGCCUUUCCUCCCCUGGGUCUUAGCUUCCUGCCUCGCAAGGAGCCUGUCAUGGCCGACAUGGGUCGCAGUGCAGCAUACCACUCCCGUGUCGCUGGCUACGGCGAGUGCUCGGCCAAGACAGGCGAGAACGUCGAUGACGCAUUCCGCGGCAUUGUCAACUUCACCUUGAGCCAGAUGAGGAAGAAGGAGAUAGGUAUUUCCCAUGGAAAGCGUCGGGAGAAGGCAAAGGAGACGGUCAAGGAUGCGGGCAAGGUCAUGGUUGAUACGUUGUGUGGAUUCCCCAAUGGCCCGACUCCGGGCCGUACCUGGAGCCGUCACUUGUAG
Molecule: messenger RNA, 1947 nt
Organism: Sordaria macrospora k-hell
Lineage: Eukaryota; Fungi; Ascomycota; Sordariomycetes; Sordariales; Sordariaceae
Biological process (GO): small GTPase-mediated signal transduction; establishment or maintenance of cell polarity; regulation of actin cytoskeleton organization
Cellular component (GO): cell projection; cytoskeleton; cytoplasmic vesicle
Molecular function (GO): GTPase activity; GTP binding; protein kinase binding
Source: RefSeq, a predicted model, not a curated record